AUGACUAUUGACAACGAACUGGACUUUAGUCGGUUACGUUGUCUCUUCAGACAACAACUAGACAAGGGAACUGUCUUGGAGACCAAGGACGUUGACCACAAGGCCUUGAUGCACCUGAUGGCACGCUACAAGUCAGAUCGGGAAGACUGGGCCAAAUAUGCUUUUGAGGACAAGAGCAUCGCAUACACCCGGAAUGGCGUGGAAAAUUUCGGUCCCAACGGCAACUUGCUGCUGCUUGUGUGGAAUCCAGGCCGCGGGUCGGCCAUUCAUGACCAUGCGGGCGCCCACUGUGUGAUGAAGAUUCUGAGUGGCGAACUUACCGAGGAGCUCUUUGACGGCGAGUCUUUAGAGCCCAUAAAAACAAGCACGUACCACGCGAAUGACGUGACCCACAUAGAGGACACUAUCGGGCUCCACAGAAUCACAAACAGAACAGAUAAGGUGGCUAUCAGUUUGCAUUUGUACACUCCUCCAUAUGCCGAGGUGUACGGGUGUCAUGUUUUUGAGAACGGCAAGAGACAGCAUGUGGACAUGGACUUGUAUAGCAGUGACGGCGUGUUGCUGGCGGGUCGGGAUGUUGCCAAGAAGGGAAGUAGCGAUAGAUAA
Ogataea parapolymorpha DL-1 is the source of this 606-nucleotide messenger RNA. RefSeq names its product cysteine dioxygenase. Gene Ontology annotation, molecular function: ferrous iron binding; cysteine dioxygenase activity. The record is from RefSeq and is a predicted model, not a curated record. Bases 1 to 606 code for a protein of 201 amino acids. The transcript has a single exon. NCBI's taxonomy places the organism in Eukaryota, Fungi, Ascomycota, Pichiomycetes, Pichiales, Pichiaceae. Gene Ontology annotation, biological process: L-cysteine catabolic process.